AUCUUCCUCCUCGAGUCCCUCCUGACCUCUGCCAAUCCAACCCAGCACGGCCUCCGCAUCGCCUGCCCUACAGCCGCCGCCGCGCCAUCGCAGCCUACCGUCCCGGCCGACGCUUUCAACCCCCCCCCCCACCCCCCCCACCCCAAGGCCUCUCACGCGCGUCGCCGUCAUCGCCGCUCCCGAUCUCCGCAUCGCGAGAUCGCGUUCCUGCUGUCUCCACCUCGUCCGCAGUCUCCGGUCAUUGAGCCUUUGAGUUACUGGCAGUUUCAGCUAGACAAUAAUCAUGAGACUUGCUUGUCUUGUAUGCCAUGGCAUGAACAGCCCCUCACACUCUCUUAGAAGCUACUCGGUGUCGAGUUCAGAGGAGGACAACCGAUGUGGAGCUGUUGUUUCCUGCUUAACUCGGAGAGUAACGCCGGCUGGAUCUGCUAGUGUUGGGACAUCAAAGGUGACCCCCUUUCCAUCCAUAGCGGCUGGUCAAGGCACCGAGGGCACUCCUCGCCUUCAACGAAGCCGUGCUGUGUCCAGGGACCUUGUCAGAGACUGGAACUUUGAUGAAGCCGUCGUUGCAAACUAGAUUAGGCGUCAGCUGUUCCCAAUUGGAUUCUGCACUCUUACUUAUUCAGGAGGAGACUCCAUCAAUUUGGUGUACAUUUUUUUGCUAGUAUACUCUAUGUCCAUCAGUACUUUUCAGUUGGGACUCUAUCGGUCUAUGCUCACUUCUCAUGAGCAGUUUGUGGCUUGGUAACAUAUGAAGGCCAACCUGUGUAGAUAGAAUAAAUUUUAGGGUAUUUUUCCUAUUUCUAAAAGUGGAUAUGCUAUCCUGUACUUCCUGUAUAUUAUGAAAUAUCUAAUUUCCUAUAAUUGCUGGGAAAAUGGCCACUGGGAUUUUCAUGCGUUGCAGUUGGCAUUUCUUUGCCACAUGAUAACGCUGCAGUGGUCAAUUGUAUCAGCUA
Molecule: messenger RNA, 956 nt
Organism: Triticum aestivum (bread wheat)
Lineage: Eukaryota; Viridiplantae; Streptophyta; Magnoliopsida; Poales; Poaceae
Exons: 2
Coding region: 284-577 (97 amino acids)
Source: RefSeq, a predicted model, not a curated record